This is a messenger RNA of Aureobasidium vineae, 2808 nucleotides long. NCBI's taxonomy places the organism in Eukaryota, Fungi, Ascomycota, Dothideomycetes, Dothideales, Saccotheciaceae. The record is from the annotation of a GenBank genome assembly.
AUGUCUGAUGUUUGUACCACAGCCGAUCCGCGCGUCAGGGCUGCGGCCCCGAGUCGCAUCCCAGCAACUACUGGACUGCUGGAGAUGUCGGCCUCUGACAACAAUGCGCGCGCAAUCCCGCCUCCAGCCAACCUGCUAAAGCACAAAGGCUCAGCCUUACCUGAGCCCGCCCCUAAGAGAAAGACUCUGGCCGAACGCGCUGGCGAGCCUCCUGCUCGUCCUACCCAUACCACCUCCCGAGUUAUGAAGCGCUCCAACACAACGAACAAUCUGCGAAAGCCUUCCGGAAACCACACAACCUCAUCCGCCCGUCCUGCCUCCGCUGCCGCUACCCACCGAACCAAUUCCGCCCUCCCUCGAACCGGAUCCCGCAGUGCCCUGGCUGCUCGCCCUAACUCGGUCACACAAGAGGACGACGACGAAGAUCUAUCUUCCUCGAGCAUCCUCCCAAACAAGCGCAAGGGUAUGCUACCUCCCAUUGUUGAAUCUUCUACCCUCGUUCUUCACCAGCCGCGAACGCACGUCAAAGCUUCAUCUUAUGCCUCAGUCUUGUCGCGUGUUCCGUCUGCUGAAGCCUUCCCAAAUCCCUUCACGUCCACGUCUUGCCCGAAAAAGUUUGCCUUUUCAGCAUACCGCAAUACCUCUCUUUCCACAGCAUUUCACAACCUGAGCCUGAGUUCCAACAACUCGGACUCUCGGUCUGCCUCGUUUUCUUCAACACAGCAAGACGAGCCUCUGUGCCCCAAAACUCCAUCGCAGAUACCCAAGCUCAAGCCUGUCCCGAAGACUCUGUGUCCGCCGAGUUCAGACUUGCACAUCUUUAAGACCNCCCACACCAAGUAUUCCGUUCACAAUGCUUCCCCGGGCAAGAUCGUAUAUUUGAAUCGCAAUUCUAACACUCCUGCUCCAGCCUGGGAUACCAAAGGUCGCCUCGAAGACAUGGAGACCCUCUACUCGCAACUCAAGUCGCAACUCGAUUCCGCCGCUACAGAAAAAUCUGGCAUGGAGGAGGGCAUAUCCAUGUGCAGAGCACGCAUAACCGAAAUGGAGCAAGUACGCCUGCAACUCUCCGCCGCCAACCAAACAUUGACCACCGAACUCGCCGAGACCAAAGUGAAACUAUCUUCAGCGAACACACAACUGGAUGACACAAAGCGAUCACAGGCUUUCGAGAUAGAUGAUCUCAGAAGGAAGUUCCGCAACGAUAUCGAGGAUGCCAAAGACGACCAUCGAAAGGAGCUUGAGCGUCUCCAGCGUGAAGCAAGAGAUGAGCUUGAUCGAGUCAGGAAGGAUGCCCAAGAAGAAGCCGACAGAGCAAACAAAACACGAAGGGAAGAGGUGGCCGAGAAAGAACGCGAACUCAGGGCAGAGCUCGAGGAAGAGAGAAGCCGCAGGCUGCGCGAAGUUCAGGAACUCACAACACAAUUCAGCAUGCAAAAGCUGACGGCAGACAACGAUGUUACGCAAAAAGAUCGCGAACUGCAGAGCUUGCGAUCCGAACUGAACGAAGUCAAGGCCAAUCUGGAAUCCUCGAAUGCACUGAACACCAACUUGAAGGAAAAGUUGACCGAAGCCUCGACUAACACCCUUACCCUCGAAACCUCGAUGCGCGCUAUGAAGGCGAAGAUUGAUUUCCUUGAGUCGGAUAACCAAGCACAAUCACAAGCCUUCCAGGAUCUCAACCAACAGAUGCUGGAUGCACAAGCUGUGGCUGCUGAGGCAAAGGAGAAGCUCCGCCAGGAGGAGACUCUGCGAAGGAAGCUUCACAACCAAGUUCAGGAGCUCAAGGGCAAUAUUCGUGUUUUCUGCCGUGUCCGUCCAACGCUAGGCGAUGAGGAGACGAAANAAGCAGAGCUCGCUUUCCCUGAUGCUGAUACAGACAGCAAAGAGGUUGUUGUGCAGGGUCCGGAUCAGAAGAGCGCCAUGGGUACUGUCACCAAAGCCAACAACAACUUCUCCUUCGAUCGAGUAUUUGGUCCAUCUUCGCAGAACGGCGAGAUCUUCGAUGAAAUCAGUCAGCUCGUUCAAAGUGCGCUCGAUGGAUACAACGUCUGCAUCUUCUGUUAUGGCCAAACCGGAUCUGGAAAAACAUACACCAUGUCUUCAGCUGAUGGCAUGAUCCCAAGCGCUGUGACUCAAAUCUACGAGACAGCUAAGAGUUUGGAGGACAAGGGUUGGACGUACUCUAUGGAGGGUAGCUUUGUCGAGGUAUACAACGAGACUGUGAAUGAUCUCCUUGGCAAGGCGGAAGACUGGAACAACAAAAAGCACGAAAUCCGUCAAGAUCCAGUCAAGCUCAAGACCACGAUCACAGACGUGACAACAGUUGACUUAGACUCGCCUUCGCGUGUCAAUGCUAUUCUGGACCAAGCCAAUCGCAACAGACGAGUGGCCGCUACCCAAGCUAAUUCGCGCUCGUCACGAAGUCACUCAGUCUUCAUUCUCAGGCUCAUUGGAGAAAACUCAAUGACGGGAGAACGUUCUGAGGGCACCCUCAACCUCGUCGAUUUGGCAGGUAGUGAGCGUCUUGCCCACAGUCAAGUUUCAGGCGACCGCUUGAAAGAGACACAGAACAUCAACAAGAGUCUGAGUUGUUUAGGCGAUGUCAUCAGUGCUCUAGGGUCAGGCAAAGAUGCGAAGCACAUCCCGUAUCGUAAUAGCAAAUUGACCUAUCUCUUGCAAUAUUCGCUGGGCGGAAACAGCAAGACACUGAUGUUUGUUAUGGUCAGCCCUUUGCAGGCCCAUCUGUCAGAGACCUUGACCAGUUUGAAAUUCGCUACCAAGAGGCAGGCGAAGGUCAAGGAUUAG